AUGGCGACGAGCAGCGGCAAGGAGGGAGAUGAACAUCGAAGUAGACUCGAAGUUUUCGCCGGCUCGAAUCCAGCAGGAUACAGGAGAUGGCGCCGGCGAGCAGAGCUGUUCCUGUUGGCACUUCCCAGCAAUUACUCGAAAGAGCGCUGGGGUCCGAAGCUGCUGGAGUUCAUCCAAGGCGAAGCCGAGGAGGCCUUGGAGGACUUGUCGAUCGAGAAGGUCACCGCGGAAAACGGCUACAAGGACAUUCUUGCCAUUCUAGAUGACAAGUACAAAGAGCUUCAACAAGAGUCCCUUCACAGAGGCCUGAAAGAGUACUUCUAUCAGGUCAUGAUCAAGCCUGGCGAGAGUUACCGCAACUUCAUGGUCAGAUUGGACACUGCACAUAGAAAGCUUGCAGAACAUGGCAUCACGCUGCCGGAAGAAGUCCAAGGAUGGUUUCUGAUGAGGAAACUGGGAUUGGACUUGCCUUCUGAAUCGAUGGUGCUUACUGCAACAUCAGGAUCGCUGAAAAAGUCAGAAGUGACCAAGGCGAUCAAAGCCAUCUUUCCGCAGGGGAAGGGCGGCGCAGUGAAAAGGAGUGACGUCUUCGUGCUGGAAGAGCUCGGUGAGCAGGGCAUGACUGGUGCGGAGGCGGAACAGCCGCCGGAGGAAGAUGGCCAAGAAGAAGUGCAGGAGAUCUUCGAGAUAGUUGCUGACCAGGUUCAGCAACACAGUGACUAUGAAGAAGAUGAGGCCCUGGAUGUGUUCGAGUCCUACAGGGACAUCAAGAAGAAAGUCCAGGACAAGAAGACCAGCAGGGGCUUCAAGGGCUCUGGCAAGGCACAGGGCAAGGGACGUGCCAGGUCUUCCGGAGGAAGCUCUGCAGCGGCAAGUUCGACCACGAACGACGUCCACUUCACAGACGUUUUGUCCUUCAACGAGUACCAGUCCCUCGACACCGUGGCAGAAGUGCUGGAGAUGGACAACGUGACCGAGCCGAAGCAAGGCGACAGGGCCAAGGGCAAGCAGGUGGACAGCUGGAAAGUCAGCGAGGAUGGCAAGGAGCUGUUGCGUGUGCACCGCAAACCAAGGAAGGGCUUGUUCUCUCCAGCCGGGGUGCUUCCCCUAAAGUUUGGUAGCGCGAGAGUAGAUGUGCAGGUAGCAGUUCUCCCAAAGGGAGGUGCUCACACACCCUUGUUGUUGUCGAAGGAGUUCCUGAAGUGGAUAGGGGCCAUUAUUGAUACGGAUACCGACACUCUUGUGUGUAAGAAGAUAGGGCAGCGCAUCCCGCUGGCCGAGACGGCUCAACAGCGAACUCCAAGAAGGGCAUCCCAACCGCUCAUUGCGUACUUGAGUGCAGCCAUGGACCGCGAGUACGAGGAGAUCACCCGCAAGAUGAUGGAGAGCCUGAAGAUCAGCGAGGGCGAGAAGAACGAGGUUCACGUUCCCGUGCGGGACAUGGACGAUGUGACAGACGUCAGCGAAGACGAGCCGUGGACCCCAAUACCAGGGACGACGAAAAUGGAAUGUGGCAAGCACGGCAAGACCCAGAAGCUGACCAUGGAUCAAGUCUACAAGCGGGACAAGAGCUAUGUGAAGUGGGUCAGGGAGCAUGUGACAAUUUCGUCCGCAGAGGGCAUGCGGAAGCUGCGUCUGUACGUGGCACGCCGGGACAGCAAGAAAGCCGCGCGCAUGAAGAGGCAAGUCCAGAGCCAGAUGAACGAGAAGGCCAGCAGCUCCAACCAGGAGCAGAGUGCCAGCGAUCCGAAGGGCAACCGGAUGAAGACGCCCCAGAAGAAUGCCGAGGAGCAGAUCCGGAUGAGCCUGAUGGGUCUUCGAGACUGGCGCCGAGCAGCCGUGGAGCAGAAGGCACCACCGGAUGUCAUCAAGGACCUCGACGAGGUGAUCAAAGCUCAGGAGGACAAGCUCAUGAGCAUGGAGGGACGCAAGGCGUCAACCAAGCGCCCAGGAUUGCCGAUCCCGGCAGAAAGCGACAUGGAGUUGGAGCAGUGGGAGCAGGUGAUCUACGCCGAGGCCAGCGCCAAGACCAAGAAGAAGUGGGAAGGCAUCACGAGAGAUGUUCUCCUUCGCGAGCAGACUCGGCAGGCCAAUGUUCGCAAGGGCAUCCGAGAGGCGGUAGGGCUGAACCCGGGAAAAUGCUACGACAUUGCCAAUGGAUUCGAUCUGUCUCGACCCCAGGUUGAGUUGCCGUGGCGGAAGCUGAAAAUGCUGAACGUUGUUGACAUGGCGACCCGUUAUCAGGUGUGCGUUCCUCUGUGGAAAGGUGUUGAUGCACGGUGUGCCCGUGUUGCUUAUCGGCGUUAUUGGAAGCGUUGGGCCGGCAGCCCGGUGAAAGCUUGGACUGAUGCUGGGCCGGAGUUUGGUGAAUAUUUCACGUCUGCUCUUGAAGGCGACGGGACAUGGCAUGAGGUGACCGCCAGCCAUAGUCCAUGGCAAAAUGGAGUUGUGGAAAGGCAUGGCGGUGCGUGGAAAGUUGCUUUCAACAAAGCCUUGCUUGGACUUGUGCUUGAAUCCAAAAUGGAGGUUGAAGAGUUGUGUGAUCAAAUCACCCAAGCCCACAACACCAUGACAAGGAAAGGGGGUUAUUCCCCCAGCCAACAUGUGUUCGGGUCGGAGCAACGGGUCCCUGGGCUUGUGUUGACCGGUGUGCAUGACGAUGUUGUUGAGUCGGGCCUUGCAGUUGGUGAGUCUGCGUAUGAAAGAAGGCAUGCCAUCCGUACUGCGGCCAGAAAUGCAUUCAUUGAUGCAGAGAAUGAGGAGCGGCUGAAGCGAGCCGCCGCUCAUCGAACCAGGCCAAAGGAUGGACCCUUGUCGGUUGGUGAGCUUGUGUUGGUGUGGCGCAAGUCCGUUGGUGAAAAGAAGCCUCACUGGCAUGGUCCUGGUCACGUGCUUGGAGUACAGGGAUCCCGGAUAUGGGUGGCACAUGCCACCAAAGUGUACCGGUGUUCGCCUGAACAAGUUAAGCGGCUCAGCCAGGAGCAGGAAAGUUUGGUGCGUUUGUUGCCAGAUGAUUUGCGGACAUGUCGGAAUCAGUUGCGGGAACGAGGUGCCGGUAAUAUCGUCGAGUUAGAUGGCAGGGACGUGCCGCCGCCCAAUUUCCGUGAUGGUGCUGAAGGCCAGGACGAGGCCGGCGAAGCAUCAGAAGAGGCGGUUGCUGAGUCAGGACCAGUUGCAACGCAAGUUGAUGGACAUGCCGAGGUGUCUGCGAGCGGGGAUGCAGCCACUGAAGUUGUGGCGGAACAACCGCCAAACAUGGAGGUGGACACCGAGGAACUUGUGCCUGAAGAGCCCUUGUUGGAACAUGGGGCAGUUGAUGUUGCCAUGGGUCCUCAGCAGAGGGAGCGUGUGGGCAGUGAGCCUGAACCACACGGUGAGCCUGAAACAGCCGGCGUGCCAGUUGGAACAGUGACGGUGCGGAAGAUGCCAGAAGCAAGCUACGGGCCGCAAAGGCCAAUCAGUGAGCUCACAAGGGCAAUGCGUGCCAGCUUGAGGAACCUGGACUUCGGAAGGCCAAUCCGUGAAGGCACUCCGGAGGUCGGUGAUGACGAGCUUCUUGUUGAGGAAGUUCUGGUCACUGAGGAGGUGUGCGUGGCAGAGGCCAAGAGGCGGAGGAAGUCGGAGGUUUCGGAGCAAGAGUUGGCAAGGCAUGAAAAGGAGAAUCUUCAUGUGUCCAAGGCUGCGGAGUGGAACAAAAUGUUGGAAACGCGUUCUGUCAAAGUGCAUGUCGGCGAGGCAGCUGAACAGUUGAUCAACGAAGUUGGCAAGGACCGUCUGUUGUCGAGCAGGUUUGUCAUCACAAGGUCCGACGAUGCGGAGAAGCUGAAGAAAGGCCUGGUGAAGGCCCGGUGGUGCAUCAGGGGAUACUUGGAUCCGGAUCUGUUGGAGCUUGAUACGGCGGCGCCAACGUUGAGUCCAGAAGGCCUUGCGGUGGUGUUACAGGUGUUGGCAACAAAGAAAUGGGACCUUUGCAUUGGCGAUGUUGAGGCAGCUUUCUUGAGAGGUGACGACAUCGAGCGACCUCGCGGACGAGUGUUGGUGCGUGUGCCUCCGGGAGGCAUCCCUGGGGUGCCGGAGGGAGCCGUCAUAGAACUGCUCAAGCCGGUGUACGGCUUGGCGGACGCGCCGAAAGCUUGGCAUCGAUCAUUCACACAGGCGCUUGCAAAGCUUGGUUGUGUUGCGUCGAAACUUGAUCAGUGCGUGUAUUUCUGUCGUUCGAGCGAUGGUGUGUUGCAAGGAAUCAUUGCCUUACAUGUUGACGACAUGGCGUGUGGCGGAACUCAGUGGUUCCAUGACAGCGUGUUGCGAAGGCUCAGGGAGGCGUUUCCGUUCAAACAUUUCAAGAAGAAGGCUGGAGACUUCCUUGGCAGGUUCCUGCAGCAAGGCGAGGACUUUUCCAUUCAUGUUAGCCAAAAAGAAUACGCCGAAAACCUUGAAUGCAUUAAGGUGUCGCGUGACCGCAGGAAGCAGAGAGACGCUGAAGUCACGGAAGAAGAGAGAAAGCAGAUGAGGGCUGCUUUAGGUGAGCUAAACUGGCUAGUGAGCAGCAGCCGCCCAGACCUCGCUGCCUUCUGUUCCUUGCUUCAGCAAAGAGUAAACAAAGCCCUGGUGAGAGACCUCAUAGAGGUCAACAGAGCUGUGGCCAUGGCACGUGACUUCUGCAACAUGGAAGUUGUGGUGAGGCACAUCCCGGAACAGGAGGUCGAGUUCUGCGUUUGGAGCGAUGCCUCAUGGGCGAACGCCACGGAGAAGAAGUCACAAGGCGGCUACGUCAUAGCAGCCGUGCCGAGCUCUCUGCGGAAAGGGUCAUGGGCUACUUUCUCACCGUUGAGAUGGAAGUCUUACAAACAAGACAGGCAAGUGGCAUCAACUUUGGGAGCAGAGUUGCUGGCUCUCUCGAGAGCGCUGGCAGAAGCGAAGUGGGUGCGGUCCAUGUGGUCGGAGGCCAUGAAUGCGAACUACACUCUGGAGACGAACGACAAGUGGGCAGUUCAAAUUCCCAUAACUGCUUGUCUAGACUCCAAACCGGUGUACGACCACAUUCACGGUCAGCUGAUGACAAUCAGGGACAAACGGCUUGCCAUAGAGAUGUUGUUGGUGAAGCAGGAUGUAGCGUCGGACAACGUUGCAACCAGAUGGAUGCCAACAUAUCAGAUGCUGGCUGACAGCAUGACCAAGUGCGGUGCGCCGAUGGCGUUGCUGAGGAGAACCAUCCGAGAGGGCAAGACAGUGCUCGUGGAAGAUGACGAGAUCAAACGAUGGGCUGCUAAGAAAUAG
Symbiodinium pilosum is the source of this 5277-nucleotide messenger RNA. NCBI's taxonomy places the organism in Eukaryota, Dinophyceae, Suessiales, Symbiodiniaceae. The record is from the annotation of a GenBank genome assembly.